UCCAUUUUGCGGCGGUCGACGGUUUCUCUGUCCCCUCCUCCCUCUUUCUUCCUGUCGAACGACUCAGUUUCUUGGGCGGUCGGACGUAGCUUGAGAAGCUCUUCUUCCUGGUUUUCCAUAAUUCUCUUUCAAAUUCUCUCUUAAUUCACCGUGACAUGAUGUCCAAAGCAGUCGGCAUAUCAAGGGCCUAUGCUACAGCGGCCUCUUCGAGGCGUUCGAUCUCGACCCUGCCUCACCUCUCUGAGAGAAUUAAGCAAACAGAAAAUGAGAUUGUCCGAAUGUUCCUCCCGCACGAUCUCGGAGACGAUGCUCAGAACCAGCCGGAAGAUCCUAGGAUGGCGAGGUAUUCAAGGAGAGGCCUUUCAGUUCGGACAUUGGAUGAAAGGUUCAUCAGGAUUCUGAAGAUUUUCAAGUGGGGCCCCGAUGCAGAAAAGGCUUUGGAGGUGCUAAAGUUGAGAGUGGACCAUCAGCUCGUUCGUGAAAUACUGAAGGUCGAUGUUGAGAUCGCUGUUAAGAUUCAGUUCUUCAAGUGGGCUGGAAAGAGGAGAAACUUUACGCAUGAUGCGAGCACCUAUAUGGCCUUGAUUCGCUGCUUGGACGAAGCUGUGCUGGUUGGUGAGCUAUGGAAGAUGGUUCAAGAAAUGGCUCGGAGCGCAAGCAUGAUCAACCCGGUUGAAUUAUCUGAAAUUAUCCAGAUCUUGGGCAGGGCUAAGAUGGUAAACAAGGCUCUUUCGAUAUUUUACCAAGUCAAAGGACGCAAGUGCAAACCUACAACAAGCACUUACAAUUCUAUGAUUAUGAUGCUGAUGCAAGAGGGUCAUCGAGAAAAGGUUCAGGAGCUGUACACAGAGAUGUGUAAUGAUAACAGUUGUCUUCCUGAUACUGUGACCUACAACACAGUUAUAUCAGCAUUUGCUAAAUUGGGUCAUGCAGAAUCUGCACUUAGGUUAUUUGAUGAGAUGAGGGUGAAUGGUUUACAUCCCACUCCAAAGAUCUACACAACUUUGCUGGGAAUCUAUUUUAAAGGUGGGGAAGUUGAAAAGGCAUUGAGUCUAGUACAGGAGAUGAGAGACAAGGGUUGUGUGCUCACUGUUUUUACAUACACUGAAUUGAUCAAGGGGCUUGGCAAGGCUGGGAGGAUUGAUGAUGCCUACAGUGUGUUUAUUCAUAUGCGACAAGAAGGCUGUGAGGCUGAUGUUGUCCUCAUAAACAACAUGAUUAACAUUCUGGGAAGAGCCGGUCGCCUUGAUGACGCUUUAAAACUCUUUAAUGGCAUGGAAUCCAUGCGAUGUGUGCCAAAUGUCGUGACAUACAACACCAUAAUCAAGGUUUUGUUUGAAUCCAAGGCUCCAGCUUCUGAAGCGGCGUCAUGGUUUGAGAAAAUGAAGGAAAAUGGUAUUGUUCCCAGCUCAUUCACUUAUUCAAUUCUCAUUCAUGGGUUUUGCAAGGCAAACAGGGUUGAAAAGGCUUUGCUUCUCCUGGAAGAGAUGGAUGAGAAAGGUUUUCCUCCUUGUCCGGCUGCUUAUUGCAGCCUGAUAAACAGUCUUGGAAAGGCGAACCGUCAUGAAGCUGCUAACGAGUUAUUUAAAGAAUUGAGAGAGAAUUCUGGGCAUUUGAGCUCAAGAGUAUACGCAGUCAUGAUUAAACACUAUGGAAAAAGUGGACGUUUUAGUGAAGCUGUUGAUCUUUUCAAUGAGAUGAAGAUGAUAGGCUGCAAUCCUGAUGUUUAUGCUUAUAAUGCACUCAUGUCAGGGAUGAUUAGGGCUGGUUUGAUAGAUGAAGCUCAUUCAUUAAUUCAGACCAUGGAAAAAAAUGGCUGCAGCCCAGACAUAAAUUCACAAAAUAUCAUUCUCAAUGGCCUGGCAAGGUCUGGUGGGCCGGAUCGGGCGAUGGAAAUGUUUACGAAGAUGAAAUGUUCAAACAUUAAGCCGGAUUCCGUAUCUUAUAACACCAUACUGGGAUGUCUUAGCCGCACUGGUAUGUUUGAGGAAGCUGCAAAGCUUAUGAAGGAGAUGAAGGCUCAAGGAUUUGAAUAUGACCUCAUCACCUACUCAUCAAUACUUGAAGCAGUGGGUAAAGUCGAUGAAGUUCGGGAACCAGCCUAAUGAGAAACAUAAUUGAUCAGAUUUUAUCUGCAUGGUCUAUUCUAUGGCUAAUCGUUGUUAAAUCAUUUGAUAACAAGAGUUGUUCUGUGAUAAAUGACCACUAUGAGUCAAAAUCAAUAGAAUACGAUCAAUCUUUUUUUCUGUCAUUAAGGUGGAAAACUGAACCAAGAAUUCUCUUUCUUUAUCAUCAAUCAAAUCGCUAUUCAUGACAACCGCUGUUUCACCUCCUGAAAGCAAAGUUGGCUUGACAAGCGCAGAUGAGAGGAAGCAGAAGCAAUCUGAUUGGCUAGACUUCUCCUUGUUCAGGUCAGGCACAUCACAAGCAGAAAAAACUGGACCUCUUAUUUGCCUUCUAACGGGGUAAUCUCUUUGGAUCAUCAGUAAAGAGGCUCAUCCAGCCAUAGGAAUUGUAUAGCAUGCAAGCGCAUUCAUUGAUGCAGCGAAUGCAAGUUCCUAAUGGAGGCUUUUCCAUGAGGUUCCCCAGCUGCUGCUAUCGAAUUCCCUCUUUUCGCUUUUUGCAAGUGAAUCAGAGUGGGAAAUGGUCAAUCCGGUGUGGCACUGAUGACUUUCCUGGAUUGGAUGCCUUGCUUGCAUUUUUAAUUGGAAUGGAAGCGGCAGGCUUCAAUCAAUUCUCUAGGUGAAGACUAGCUUUUGAUACACUUAUCGGAUCAGAGACAUAUUUCCUUGGUCGUCAUGCAAGUUUUUGUUGCUGGAGAGCUGCCGAUAUUCAAGUUAAAAUUCCCCUCGUAGGUAAUUGUUUUGACUACCGACCCUUUUAUCCGUAUCUUAGAUUUGGCUUGGUUUUAAGGUAAGGUAAAGCUCUAAGACCAAAAAAGAUGGUGAAGAAAACAACUGUUCCUUUGGAAGGCCGCGCUAUCCUGGCAUGUUUAGAGAGACUUUCGGAAAGGUUGUGAAUGAUGUCUUGGACAUGGGCAUGCAAGAUGGUGGCAGGGAUCAUUCUGUCUUGAAGAUGAGAAAGGUAGAGAAGUACUUGUCCUCACUAACCAGUGGCUUCUCUGAUGUUGAUGAUUAUAAGAUGGAUGUUUUUGAAUUUGGAGAGGACAGUUUGAUGCUAGAUAUGAGUAUCUGGAGACUGACAGUGUUAAGAAGAUGGAGUCGAAGAAGCAGAAGUCUGACAUUGGUGAUCUCUUGACAGUGGGCCUUUUUCUUUUCCAGGAAAGAUCCAUCAAAACGGUGAUUGGUUAUGAACCUAUGGCUGUUUGGGGAUUAGCAUGUUACUGUGAGAUGCCUGGCAUAGAGAGAAGGCUGCAGCACAUCGCCUACAUGUACUACUCCAUCUCUCUACUUGAUUGACAUGAGGUGCAAGCCAUCAUAUUCUCAAAGUGCCUUGACCCCCUUAUUGUGGGGCUGGUUGGAGAUUCAUAUUUUCAAAGGACAUGGCAACUGAGACUCGUGGGCAGCCCAUUAACAGGGAGAAGUUGGAGGCAGCUCUAAGAGUUGCAUUGAUAGUCCGCCGAUGGAAAGUGUGAGGAUGUACUCAGUGAUGUGGAAGCACUGUGGGAGUAAUUCAAGGACUCUCUUGAAGCUCGUUGCAUUAUUGAAGGCAGGUCUGAUAUCUUCAGGUCCAGGAAAAAUAUCGAUCUCGCCGAUUCUUCCAUGUAAAAUCAGUUUACCACGUCAAGUGUGAUGGCUACAAACCAUGUGGAAAAUUUACUUCGUAUAGUACAUUGUAAUAUGCUUUUCUAUAUGAAAAAUUACUAAGGAGGUUCAUGUUCA
Molecule: messenger RNA, 3842 nt
Organism: Eucalyptus grandis
Lineage: Eukaryota; Viridiplantae; Streptophyta; Magnoliopsida; Myrtales; Myrtaceae
Product: pentatricopeptide repeat-containing protein At3g16010
Exons: 2
Coding region: 156-2105 (649 amino acids)
Molecular function (GO): protein binding
Source: RefSeq, a predicted model, not a curated record